Lactuca virosa is the source of this 255-nucleotide messenger RNA. NCBI's taxonomy places the organism in Eukaryota, Viridiplantae, Streptophyta, Magnoliopsida, Asterales, Asteraceae. The record is from the annotation of a GenBank genome assembly.
AUGAACACCACCACAACCACCACCGUCGACGGCGACCUCACCACCACCGUCAACAACGAGCUCACCACUGUCAUCACCGUCGACGACAGAUUUCAGAUCUGGAACAAUCGUUACCUCUUCUCCGUUGCAUCUCCGGUGUUCCGUCGACAUCUCCUUCCACCGGUGAACUAUCGUCUUCAGAUAUCUGAAGUGUUCGGGUCUAGAUCUACAAUCUUUGAUGAUUGCCUCUCCUCUAUAGCUACUCUGGUGAACUGA